This is a messenger RNA of Mercenaria mercenaria, 790 nucleotides long. RefSeq names its product ATP-dependent DNA/RNA helicase DHX36-like. The annotation marks the transcript as partial. The transcript is spliced from 5 exons. NCBI's taxonomy places the organism in Eukaryota, Metazoa, Mollusca, Bivalvia, Venerida, Veneridae. The record is from RefSeq and is a predicted model, not a curated record.
AUAACCCUGCUCUUGUGAAAGCUGUUGUGUGUGCUGGACUGUACCCUAAUGUUGCCAAAAUAAAAUCCCUUCCUUCCAAAUACAGAUCUAUGAAGUUCCUGACGAAAGAUGAUGGCAGGUGUGAGUUACAUCCAAAGUCUGUUGCCAAGGAUGUACACUCCCCGGGAACACAGUGGGUUGUGUUCCAUAAGAAAAUGAAAACUACAGCAGUAUAUGUUUACGAUUGCAGUUUAGUGUCGCCAUAUUCUCUUCUGUUCUUUGGUGGAGAUAUAAAACAAAUUAAGGAGGACAACAUUGAUACUGUAUGUGUUGAUCAAUGGAUCAAAUUCAAAGCUUCUCGUGAUACUGUACAGCUAGUCAAGGAUUUAAGACAAGAACUUGACUUGGUAUUAGAUGGCAAAAUAUCAAACAGUAGGAACUCUGACUGGGGCCCAAAGUCUAAAGAAGGGGCCAUAUUAAGGGCCAUUAUAGAUCUGGUUACAACUGAAGAUGCCUCAAGUAAUUUUGAAUGUAAACAGAGGUGAUGAUUUGACAAGAUCCAUGCUGACUAUUUGAUUACAUUGACAGUUAUCUGUGAUAAUGAUGAACAAAGAGUUUGACUGAUACCCGGCUAGACAGCGAUCCUCUGUGAGCUAGUGGAACCAGUAGUCUGUGUAGGUCUGUGGAGAAUUCAAUGGAUGGAAUUAAAGCAUGUUUUGUUUGAGUUUUCUUUCUCUGAUCAUGUGAUACUUAAAGACUGAUGUAAAGUUUGUUAGGUGAGAAGAGAAGAAAAAUAAAGAAGUUGAAUAUG